AUGCCCACCAACGGCCUGCACCAGGUGCUGAAGAUCCAGUUUGGCCUGGUCAACGACACCGACCGCUACCUGACAGCCGAGAGCUUCGGCUUCAAGGUCAACGCCUCGGCACCCAGUCUCAAGCGGAAGCAGAUGUGGGUGCUGGAGCCGGACCCGGGGCAGGGCCCGGCCGUGCUGUUCCGCAGCAGCCACCUGGGCCGCUACCUGUCAGCCGAGGAGGACGGGCGCGUGGCCUGCGAGGCGGAGCGGCCGGGUCGUGACUGCCGCUUCCUGGUCCUGCCGCAGCCCGACGGGCGCUGGGUGCUGCGGUCGGAGCCCCACGGCCGCUUCUUCGGUGGCACCGAGGACCGGCUGUCCUGCUUCGCCACGGCCAUCUCCCCGGCCGAGCUGUGGACCGUACACCUGGCCAUCCACCCGCAGGCCCACCUACUGAGCGUCAGCCGCAGGCGCUACGCGCACCUGUGCCCGCAGGAGGACGAGAUGGUGGCGGACAGUGACACGCCGUGGGGCGUGGGCGCGCUCAUCACCCUCAUCUUCCAGAACCGGCAGUACUGCCUCAGGUCCUGUGACAGCCGCUACCUGCGCAGCGACGGCCGCCUCGUGUGGGAGCCCGAGCCCCGAGCCCGCUACACGCUGGAGUUCAAGGCCGGCAAGCUGGCCUUCAAGGACUGUGAUGGCCGCUACCUGGCGCCCGUGGGCCCCACUGCCACGCUCAGGGCGGGUCGCAACACGAGGCCCGGCAAGGACGAGCUCUUCGACCUGGAGGAGAGUCACCCGCAGGUGGUGCUGGUGGCCGCCAACCACCGCUACGUGUCCGUGCGGCAAGGGGUCAACGUCUCAGCCAACCAAGACGAGGAACUGCAUCAUGAGACCUUCCUGAUGCAAAUUGACCAGGAGACAAAGAAGUGUACCUUCUAUUCCAGCACGGGGGGCUACUGGACCCUGGUCACCCAUGGGGGCAUCCAGGCCACGGCCACACAAGUUUCGGCCAGCACCAUGUUUGAGGUGGAGUGGCGCGGCCGGCGGGUGGCACUCAAGGCUAGCAAUGGGCGCUACGUGUGCAUGAAGAAGAAUGGGCAGCUGGCGGCCACCAGCGAUUUUGUGGGUGAGGACGAGGAGUUCAUUCUCAAGCUCAUCAACCGCCCCAUCCUCGUGCUGCGGGGCCUGGACGGCUUCGUCUGCCACCGUCGUGGCUCCAACCAGCUGGACACCAACCGCUCGGUCUACGACGUCUUCCGCCUGAGCUUCAGCGACGGCGCCUACCACAUCCGAGGUAGAAAGGGUCAGGGCUGGAAGCGGUCCUUUCUCCAUUGA
Puma concolor (puma) is the source of this 1314-nucleotide messenger RNA. RefSeq names its product fascin actin-bundling protein 2, retinal (gene FSCN2). Gene Ontology annotation, cellular component: cytoplasm; actin cytoskeleton. Gene Ontology annotation, molecular function: protein-macromolecule adaptor activity; actin filament binding. The record is from RefSeq and is a predicted model, not a curated record. Gene Ontology annotation, biological process: cell migration; actin filament bundle assembly; establishment or maintenance of cell polarity. Lineage: Eukaryota; Metazoa; Chordata; Mammalia; Carnivora; Felidae.